Messenger RNA from Rhagoletis pomonella (apple maggot), 2172 nucleotides. RefSeq names its product organic cation transporter protein. NCBI's taxonomy places the organism in Eukaryota, Metazoa, Arthropoda, Insecta, Diptera, Tephritidae. The transcript is spliced from 9 exons. The coding region runs from base 79 to 1845 and encodes 588 amino acids. Gene Ontology annotation, biological process: transmembrane transport. Gene Ontology annotation, cellular component: membrane. The record is from RefSeq and is a predicted model, not a curated record. Gene Ontology annotation, molecular function: transmembrane transporter activity.
AAUAAAAGCGUUGUAAAAAACACAACAAAACUUUCUAUACAUACAUUGUAAAAAACAAAUAAGUAAACAAACCCAAUAAUGACAGCGAAAUCAAAGACGGAAUACGAUGAAAAGACGAAGGAGACUAUCAGCGAAAAGACCUUGAAAGACAUACUCUCCGAACAGUUGGAACGUGUUGGCUCCGGUGGCUUAUUUGUUUGGUCACUAUUCUUUCUCUGCGUAACACCAAAUAUUCUCAAUGGCUUUCAUGUCGCCUCAUACACACUGCUGGGGCACUUGCCGGACGAUCAGUGGUGCGCGGUCGCUGAUCUUCAAUCCACAAAUUGGACGGUUGAGCAACAACGUAAUAUAUCACAAAAAAAUCUCAACACAGGCGGUUGUACGAUAUGGAAUUAUGAUUACGCGAAACUGAGUACACUGUCCUACGAAGAUGCACUCAACUACACGUCCAACAAUGCAGCGCUCGCUUUGCCAGCGGAAAUACGUUGCACCUCGCACGGCGUCUACGCUUAUUCAGAUGCCGAGACCACAUUCGUGGCCGAAUGGGAUUUGGUGUGCGAUCGUGCCAUACAACGCACCUCAGCACAGGUGGCACUUUCUUUAGGAAAAUUUUUUGGUUCCUUCUCUUUCGGCGUUUUAGCGGAUAAAUUUGGGCGCAAGGCUUCCUUCACAUUGGGCGCUGCCUUUUUUAUAGUCGCCAGCCUUUUAUGCACAUUCUCGCCUUGGUAUGAACUCUUCUUAGCCGGCCGUUUCGGUUUGGGUGCUGCGUCAUCGGGCCUUUUUUAUCCUGCUUUCACAAUGAUUGUGGAAAAUAUCUGCCUGCGUCAUCGUUCCUGGAUGUCAAUCGCUUUUUCGGCCUCUUAUCCGAUUGGCAUGAUCUUAUUAGCCGUCGCUGCAUAUCUUGUGCCACAAUGGCGCUAUCUUCAGCUUACGCUCACAGUUCCAGCGCUGUUGUUGAUUCUUAAUUGCUGCCUAAUGAAUGAAUCGCCACGUUGGCUUAUAACGAAGAAACGCUACGAUCAAGCCUACAGAAUAUUAUUCAAGCAAAAGUGCCAUUAUGAAGUGAAGAAAGAAUCCAUUGAGGCUAUCACCGAUAAGGAAGCUGAAGCGCUGCCUGAACCGGAACUUUCACUUUGGACCAAGCUGAAAGAAGGUCCCCUCAAACAAUUCAAUGAACUGUUUGGCACUUGGAAAGUGCGCCGUCUCAUCUUUACCUCGUAUUUUAUGUUCUGUGUUACGUCACUCAGUUACUAUGUAACGGCGCUUAAUGCCGCCAAUUUAUCGGUAAGCCGAUAUCUUUAUGUAGCCAUUACCGGCAUGGUCGACCUGCCAUCAUAUUUGGUGCCAGUCAUAAUGUUACGCUACACAGGACGACGUCCAACUACAGUGUCGCUAUUUAUUUUAACCGGAGUGGCGUUACUAAUGGUGCUAGCAGUGCCCGCAGAUCAAACCGCUUGGAUAAUUUCAUUUGCAAUGUUGGGUCGUUUCGGCAUUAGCGCCACAUAUUCCAUUGUCACACUCUAUACCGCCGAACUGUAUCCCACCGAAAUACGGAAUUCGGCAUUGGGCACAUGCUCAACAUGGGCACAUGUGGGCUCAAUUUCAGCGCCUUAUGUCGUGGAUGUGCUGGGCAUGAUCGGCUGGUACAUUCCAACAACCAUUUGCGGUUGCUGCGUUAUUGUGGCUGGUCUGCUGACGCUCACUCUACCCGAGACAAGCACUCAUAAGCUUCCGGAUCGUAUUGAAGAGGUUCCAUCCGAAUCGGAAACAGAUUCGGAUGCCGAAGAUAGCACAACUUCCAAUAUCGCUAAGGUGAAAGAAAUCGAAAGUAAUAAAAAUAUUUAGAUCAAGGUGGUGUUGAGGCGACAGCUGAGUUUUUCGCCGUCGAGGGCAUUGCGUUAAAAUGAUGUGUUUGUUGUAACUCAUACCAAUGACAAUAUGGAUAUCUGCGCAUAAUUUGUUAGUGUAAUUUUUUACUUAUAUACGGCUAAUUCCGCCUUGUUAAAUACGCCUUGAUUUAGAUUUAGAUAUUUUUUUUUUGUAUUGCAAAAAGUUUGCAAAUGUUCCAUUGAUUAGCUUUAAGUUUAAAUAUAGUAAGAAAAAACGAAUGCAUCAUGGCUAGUGCUGUAGUCGAAAGUGUUAUAUAUAUGUAAUUGUAUAAGAACUAAAAAA